Messenger RNA from Entrophospora sp. SA101, 339 nucleotides. NCBI's taxonomy places the organism in Eukaryota, Fungi, Glomeromycota, Glomeromycetes, Entrophosporales, Entrophosporaceae. The record is from the annotation of a GenBank genome assembly.
AUGACAAACAACAAUUCUUUGGCUCAGAAUGAUUUUAUUUCCUAUUUUUUUACAAACUCAACUGUCAUACCCACCACAGCUGCUGUCACUACACACAAUCUACCACCAUUAAUACAUCCAUCUUCCACUCCUUUAACUAUUGCUGCUGCUAACAAUAAUAUAAAAUCAACUGAUCAAUCAACUGUAUCUGCCAGAUUUCGUGUUAAAAAGAAAUUACGUGAACAGAUUGAAAAAGAUGCUAGGUUGUUGGAUGUUAAACCUGCUGAUAAAAAAACAAAAUUAGAUCAAAAUCAUGAUAAAGAUUAUAAAAAUUUAAAAGUACUAAAUGAUCAAAAAUAA